ACCUCCGACGCUUCUCGCAUCAGCAUCUCCUUGCCAUGUGUGAGCCUCGAUAGUGACCAUCAAGAACAGUACCUUACCUACCCAUCUACCUUACCUUACUUGCUGACGUGAGCCGGCACCACCACCCUUUGGCGUCAUUCAUACACCACGUCACGCGAUCCUUCCACCAUUAUCAUUCAUCCUAGCCCUGUGAAGGAAGGGCAUUGUUGUUGGAGUUAAGAGGUCGACGGGACGACAGUCGUUCCGGGGAAGUCUACGGGCAUGUCAGCCAAGUCGUCCCCAUCGCCGUUCCAGGCGCCGGCCAACAACCAAGUGGACGAAACCACGAUGCCCAAGGGCCAUUGUCGAUACAUCCUAUGCGUACCAGAGAUCAAGGGCCACCGAUGUGCCUGUGUCGGCUUCUCUCACAACAAAGGCAUUCCGGGUGCGACCUGCGAGUGUGGUCAUCUGGCCUGUUACCAUCAGAAGGAGCCAGACUCGGCAUCUGGCGACCAAAUCGAACUGCUAAGGAGGCGUAUCCAGCUGCUUGAGGAGCAGCUCGCUGGAGGUAUUGGCAGCAGGUUGUCUGACGUGGAGCACGACCUGGAGAAGACCAGAGGUAUCGUCAGCAGAUUGACGGACGUGGAGGAGACUUUGGAGAAGAGCAGAGAAGAAUUCAGUGAACAGAUCAAGGGGGCAUACCGGAAUAUGAGCAUCAGUUGGCGGUCGAUCGAGCAAAUAGAGCGCAAGACUCAACACCAGGACGAGCAACUGCGCCAAGUGUGCGAGAGGUUGGGGGCCCAUGAUGCGCAGCUUGACAGGUUGCAUGCAGGGCAGUUGGAACUCAGGGACGCCGAUAUCAGCCUCGAGGAGCGGAUCGAAAAUAUCGCCGAGACGAUGGAGGAGCUGGAGGACGCGCAGGACGCACAGGACGACCAUCUGGCCAGACUCAACGGGCGUCACCCUCGAAGAAGGUCAACAUCCGAUACAUCUCGCCCAAACUUCCCUUCAGGCCCUUUAGGCCCUUUAGGCGGUGGCGCGAAUCCCUUCGACAGUCACGGCCACUCCCAUGUAGCGCAACCACCCGUGCAAAGAGGACAUGGCGAAGGAUCCGGGCUCGACGGGACUCUGAUCUCCCACCCUACGAAAACGCCGCCGCUCUCUGCCCGGUCGACGGGUGCCUGGACCGUUCACAUCUCGCUGCUUCCCCAUGCCCGUGUGCCCAUGCCGUUCGAGAGGAAUACCAACGCGUACCAGCGAUGCCUAUCACGAGGUCUCCACCAGAUGGUGGCCGUCCAUGGGCGGGACGCUGCGUCAUUCAUCAAGGCCGUCGAGAAGGCGUUCGGCAUGUUCCUGAAAGGUCGUCCGUGGAUGCCCCUCCAAGCCAAACUCUGCGACGCCGAGCCACUCCAGGGCCUUCCGAUGUUGCGCCAGCUUGAAGCUUCCCUGGUUGACUCCAGCUACGACCACGACUUCCUCCGCCAGAACUGUGCCGUUUGCGACUCGAGUGGCAUGAUGGACUCGUUAUACAUUGCAAUGCGGCAUGACACCAUUUCAUGGCACACGCUGAGGCAUGCUCCUGUAUUCAUGGAAGAUCUCGAAGCUGCGUGGGCAUACGACCCGAUGCUCGACACGGAUCCUUUUGACGGCGAUAUGGCCGUUGACGACAGGGAGCGGCCAGCGGCCGGCGAGAUCACCACGGUAUUGCCUUCUCUGGCGCCGUCGUCCUCCCUUAAAAGGUCUCGUGCAGAGAUGUCUCGCUCCAAUAGCUUUGGGGCAGCCGCUCCUCCAGUUGACGGCGAAGCGACCCGGGCAAAGCGGACUUGCCCAGCACCACCUUCCAGCUCCAUCUUGGAGCUGCGAAGGCACGUUGAGACGGCAUGACUGGAAGAGGAUGUACGCUUUGCAACUGAGCUGGAUGAAUGACCGGCGCUUGGAUCAGGGCGGUAGAAUAAUCUUAUAGACUUUUCAACUUUAUGUGCCCAGACGAAUAUGUAAGGAAGGAAGGAGGGCAUGUAUCAACAUUUUUUCAACAACAGGCGUUUGACAGAGACGGGGAGGGGG
Messenger RNA from Neurospora tetraspora, 2043 nucleotides. RefSeq lists its product as uncharacterized. The record is from RefSeq and is a predicted model, not a curated record. NCBI's taxonomy places the organism in Eukaryota, Fungi, Ascomycota, Sordariomycetes, Sordariales, Sordariaceae. Bases 262 to 1863 code for a protein of 533 amino acids. The transcript has a single exon.